Colletotrichum chrysophilum is the source of this 3312-nucleotide messenger RNA. RefSeq lists its product as uncharacterized. Gene Ontology annotation, molecular function: protein binding. Gene Ontology annotation, biological process: tRNA methylation. Lineage: Eukaryota; Fungi; Ascomycota; Sordariomycetes; Glomerellales; Glomerellaceae. The transcript has 2 exons. Bases 1 to 3312 code for a protein of 1103 amino acids. Gene Ontology annotation, cellular component: cytoplasm. The record is from RefSeq and is a predicted model, not a curated record.
AUGAAUCAUUAUGCAGCUAACCGCCUCAAGCAGCAGAAAUCAGAGGUAGCCCGGCCCUCACUACGGCGGGACCAUCAGCUUACCCCCGUCACCGGCCUCUGCUUCCUAGACCUGGGUGCCACAUCGAGUAGUGAUGAUGGCGAGCAGCAGCAGUAUCUCCUGGCCGGAGAGGACACGGACCUCAAGGUCUACGACGGGGAAGGCAUCCUGCAAUGCCAGCUGAGGAUCUUCCGCGCCCAGCCCAUCCACGGCAUCAGCGUCGGGGGCGGCAGCGUGCUGCUCUGGGGCAACCAGGCCGUGGCGGUCCUGCCCGUCAGCGUGAUCGAGGCGUGCUUGUCAGGCAAGGCUGACGACCACAGCCCGCCCAAGAUCGUGGAAGCCAAGGCGCCGGACUGGAUCUACGACGGCGCCAUCUGUCCCGAGGACCCCUCCCGCGGCGUGCUCGUGACGGCGCACAACGAGGCUCUCGAGUUCUGCAUCGCGGACGACGGACGGCACGUCGUGUUCGGGAGGAUCGUCUCCCCGUCCCGGCCGAUUCUGUACUCGGCCAACUCGACGUGGGUGUCUGGCUCCUGCGUGCUCAUCGCCGGCGGCACCGUCUUUGGCGAGAUCCUGCUCUGGAAGUGCCACUUUGACGACGGCAAGCAGCAGCCGUGGUGCGAGGUUCUCUUCGUCUUCACGGGCCACGAGGGGUCCAUCUUUGGGGUGGACAUCUCGCCCGAGAUCUCGAUGGGCGAGGACGGCAAAACGGCACGCCUGCUGGCGAGCUGCAGCGAUGACAGGACCAUUCGCAUCUGGGACAUUUCGGAGCGCGAGGGGGCGCCGCGGCUGCAGUACGACUCCUUUGGCGAGGCGCGGGAGACCGGGUUUGGCGGCGGCAACGACGGCGGCGCGGCACCCGCGGAUCUGUCGGCCACGCGCGUUGCGUCGAGCAGGCCGCUCGCGAUGGUGAUGGGACACAUCUCGCGCAUCUGGCACGUCAGGUUCCCGCGCACGUUCGGGCCCGCAGGGGGCACGGUGUACUCAUUCGGCGAGGACUCGACGCUGCAGAGGUGGAGGUUGGACGUUGACGAGGUGCAGUGGCGGCAGGGCCUGAGCGGCGAAAGCAGCGGCAGCGGUGACGUAGCCGCGAGCCUGACCCAUCUGGAGACGUAUGCGAAGCAUGACGGGAAGCACAUCUGGACGACCGCGUUGGCGGAGAGGAGUGGUGGGGAGGUGGUCGUUGCGACGGGCGGGCAGGACAGCAAGAUCAACCUGUUGACUGACCGGUCCACGGCCAGGGUCGGCGAGCUGCCUCAUGAGCUGAGGACGCUGGUUCUGAAGGAUGUGGUUGCGAAGUUGACGGCCAGGGGCCAGGAGUUUGCGAUCCCGGCGGAGACGAGGGAGGCUUUUCAUCGGUUUGCCUUCAUCGGGAAGGAUACGCUGCUUGCGACCAGCACGACUGGGAGGUUGCUGGUCGGCUCGUUUGGGACGGAGCUGACCUGGGAGGAGAUUGGGACCGACGGGACAACUUUGAGCGCUUUGAGGGCUUGCACGAGUCUCAAGAGCCCGAUGGAGGGACUGGCGUUAUUGGGUACUGCGAACAAGAAGAUUUUCUUGUUCAGGGGAGGAGAGAUUCGCGAGAUCGGGACGGUGCCUGGGAAGGUUGCCGACAUCUUCUGUCUGGGUUCUUCCGAGAGUGGAAAGCUCGAGUUCCUGGUCACGAUACUCGGCGGCGAGGAAGCGAUGCAGCUCCUCACGCUCGAUCUGGAGACCUCAGCCAUCACAUCCAUGAUCCCCGUCGACCUCGACAACCGCUUCGUCUUCACAGCAGCCUGUCUCGUCAACGACCUCCUCGUGCUCGGCUCGCGACACGGACACAUGGACGUGUUCCGUCGUUUGGGGGCCCAGCUCACCCCCUUCCCCGCCCCGGAUCGCCGGACGGCGGAUAGCAUCACCUCUAUCAAGCCUCUGGCGACCUCGCCCGAGAAGCACAUCAUCACGACGAGCAGAGACGGGAACUACCGCAUCUACGAAAUCGGCCCGUCCUCGCUCAUCCUCCGCCACGAGACGGCGCCCACGGCAGUCCCGAAUCUCGAAGACUCCUGGAUGUCCGGGACGGACCUGAUUCUCUGCGGUUUCCGCAGCAAGAACUUCGUGGUGUGGAACGAGACGCGCCACGAGGAGGUCCUGAGGCUCGACUGCGGAGGCGCCCAUCGCGCUUUUGCGUAUGAUAGGCAGGACAGGGUCAGGUUUGUCUUCAACAAGGCUGCUACGCUCGGCGUGUAUGAGCAGCCUGAGACGCAGAAAGCGGUGGCCUGGCACAGGACGUUGAAGAGAGGCACGCACGGUAGAGAAGUCAGGGCCAUUGCGUUCUCCGGGCGGUAUGUCGCCACCGGCGCCGAGGAUACCGCGAUCCGCAUCUGGGAGUACAAGAACUCGGAGAAGCCGCUUCAGAGGAAGAUGCGGUGUGUAAAGGUCGUCAAGGUCCACACGGCCGGUCUUCAAUCUCUCAAGUGGCUUGGUGAGGAGCUCCUCUUCAGCUGUUCCGGUAACGAGGAGUUCAUGGUCUGGCGGGCCACGGAUCUUGGUGCCGCUGGGCUGGGACUCAUGCGCGAGGCCGUCUUCGAAGACAGAAGCGCCGACGGGGACUUGCGGAUCACGAGCUUUGAUGUUGCGCGGGUAGAGGGGGUGGUGGGAAUCACCAUGGCGUUCUCCAACUCGGUCGUCAAGACGUAUCGCUACUCAGCGGACGAGGGAUUCGAGCUUCUGGCGACGGGCCGGUACACAGGCGCGUGUCUCACCCAGGUGCGGCAUUUGAAGAUCCAGGAUGGCACGUGGGAGGUUGUCACUGCCGCCACGGAUGGCUGUGUUGGUGUCUGGAAGAGCGAAGGUGGAGAGUUUGUAUUGAAAUAUACUGCCAGGGUACACCAGAGCAGUAUCAAAGCUCUCGAUGUCCACAGCACUGCGGAAAGGGUUGUACUCUUGACCGGAGGCGAUGACAACGCCCUCGGCAUCACGACCCUUGACCCGAAGGACGGGUUCAAGCCGGUUGGCAGGGCGGGUGUGAGAAAGGGGCAUGCGGCUGCCAUCAACGGGCUCACGGUGCUGAGAGUCACGGAGCGUGGGGAGGUUGUGUACGCGACUGUGAGCAAUGACCAGAGAGUCAAGAUGUGGCAGGUCGGCUGGCGACAAGGCGUUGAAGAGGUCACUUUGUUAGCAGACCAGUACAGUGGCGUUGCUGACGCUGGUGAUUUGGAGUUUAUUGAGGGUGGCAAGGUCGUGGUUGGCGGUGUUGGAUUGGAGGUUUGGGAUUUCGGUGCAACGGUUUGA